AUGAGUUCACCUCUUUCAUUCCACAACCAGCACAAUUCCAUGGAGAAACGAAAUAUUUUGGAGAAACAUCUUCUCCUGCGUUGCUAUGACUCUGAAAGUAUAAUUGAGCAACUUUUGGACACCCGUUACUCCCACGGUGGAGACCAGAAACCUGUCAUAGUGUUCAAGAAGACUUUCCCAGAGAAAGAGAAACAGAAGUCUAUACUACACCGAGAAAUUUCAGACAAGUCCCAGACCAUUACCAAACUGAGAAAACACAAUGCUCGCCUUCAACUCAGAAACUACAUCAAACAGACCACAAGCAAUCAAAAGAAGCUUGUCCACAAGAUCCAGAAACAUAAUCGAGAAUGUAUAGCCAAAUCUCAACAGAUUCCGUUUCCCAUUGAAGCCAUGUUGAAACGCUAUAGAAUACCUAGAUACGAAGACUUUAACAACCUCAGCCACUUGUGGCAGUCAUAUAUGGGCGACUUGUUGUUUAGUAAUGGAACCAUACCCACUAUGUCUGUUUUACUUCCAAAAUUGCUGAGUGCUGACUACACAGGUUGUCUAUUAACUGUUACGCAAUCUCGUAAUACAAAUAUGGUGGGAACCAGAGGCAUCGUAGUAGUAGAUGCACAAUUUUCGUUUAUUUUAUGUGUUCCACGUAGCGAAUUGUCCAAGGAAUGGAACGAGUCUAAAGAGAGUUUCACUCCGUCAGAAAUGGUGGGUGGCUUCAGAAUGGUUCCCAAGAAAGGAACCCUUUUUUCUUUCGAUGUAAUAGUACCGAAAAAGAUAUCCAUUGAAGAAGGAAAUGAAAAUAAUGCAGCUGAUAGUGAUGAUCAUGAUGACGAAUGCGUUGGGUUCACCUUGAUAGGGUCAAGGUUCGAAUUCCGUGCUGUAGAUAGAGCAGGUAAGAAGUUCAAGAGUCAUACUGUGGAUGACAUUUUAUAG
Messenger RNA from Scheffersomyces stipitis CBS 6054, 930 nucleotides. It is a transcript of the gene POP4, whose product is annotated as RNase P/RNase MRP complex subunit. NCBI's taxonomy places the organism in Eukaryota, Fungi, Ascomycota, Pichiomycetes, Serinales, Debaryomycetaceae. Gene Ontology annotation, biological process: rRNA processing; tRNA 5'-leader removal. Gene Ontology annotation, cellular component: ribonuclease P complex; ribonuclease MRP complex. The record is from RefSeq and is a predicted model, not a curated record. Gene Ontology annotation, molecular function: ribonuclease P RNA binding. Bases 1 to 930 code for a protein of 309 amino acids. The transcript has a single exon.